AUGACUGAACCAUCAGCACCAGCAGCAGAGGAACCUGAAAUGAAGAAGAAGAACAGAGGUACAACCUGCGAAAGCGACCUCGAGUUAAUUACGAGCAGCUUCACCAUGGAUACUGAAAUCACGCGUGAAAAUCCACCGCCAACAGAGACGAUUCACUUGUCGCCAGAAAUCACACUGCACCCAUAUGCUGUCAAAUGGAAGAUAUCGAACGGACAGCAACUCGACACGAGGGAAAUUGAGUGUCCAGCAAUACCCUUCUGCUCACAAGUGAAUUGCUGGUUCUGUACAGCCAACAUUCUCAAUCCUGAGUGCCAUCCUCAAACUGCAAUCAUAACCAUUGCUAUUGUGUUGUAUGGCAUUGUGGCGCUGAUAUAUACCAUAUGCUAUGUGCCAGUAGUAGUGGGAUUACCGAUCAGAGUUCUGCUCGUAAUAACACAACGAAUCUUCAGCAUGUGCUUCCUGGCAGCAUACACCUGCUUUUCGAAACUGCGGGUCAAGCUAACUCGAAGGGCACAACCAACAAAAUUCAUUGCUCUUUUGUUCAUUAUCUGUAUCGCACAUCUUGCUCAAUCAUGUCAAGACGUUGACGUGUUCGAGCUACGCGCAACUACCUGCAUACGAUCAGGAGACGGCAACAGAACUUGUGCAGUGGAUAUUACUCAAAUGCUCAAGAUGAAUACGUUUCAUCGAGAAACAUGCUUUCGACUUCUCACACGAGACACCCUUCUGAAAGAAAUACGACUGGAAUGGAAGCGUCUUCAGCUGAUAUGCGACAGACAAACAGUUAUGUUCACGAGGCAUGUUAUCCAGCAAGUGAUAGAUUCGAAGCGGUGUCCACGAACAGGAAGUUGUAAAGGCCGAAAGUGUGCAAGUGUCAACACACAAUCUCUGGUCCCGGAACUAUCCCAAGGAAACAAGUUUCCUGGAAUCACCCACUGUGUGGAGAGUUGCGGUGGCAUAGGAUGUGGAUGUUUCUACCCUAGCAGUGAAUGUCUGUUUUACCGAAUAUAUGCUACUCCCGUAAACGACAACAUCUACGAGAUAUUCCGCUGCUUUACGUUGGAAGGAAGUAGUCUAAAGGAGAGACCACGGAGAAACACUAUAAUACUUCAACCAACUAUUCCACAGAACGUAGGAACCAUGAGAAUCACCCUAUCUUCGGUCACCGUCACUCCUACUCCGGCACUACAAACGUGGUUUAUUACCGAAGGUAAUAAUACGGCACGAUGGACAGGAUCAAACAUUCCAACUUUGGAAUGCCCUUCCAAAAAAGCCGCGAAAGUGUUGGAUUGUGAGAUUCACACUAACUGUAGAUGCCAGCCCGCAGAGGAUAAAAUGAACUGUAUUUGCACUGAUACCAACAUCACCAAAGAUUUCAAUAGCGAACUUCGCAACCGACUACCACUGCGAUACCCAUGGAUUGAGUUCGAGGAAUACCAUCCCAAAGAGGAACUCAAUACAGUAAAGGCGAUACCUACCGCUUGUCCACAGCUGAACUGCUUGUGA
Messenger RNA from Ostertagia ostertagi, 1506 nucleotides. The record is from the annotation of a GenBank genome assembly. Lineage: Eukaryota; Metazoa; Nematoda; Chromadorea; Rhabditida; Trichostrongylidae.